UCGUCUCUCGCUGUCGCAGCACUCUUUUCGGAUACCGUAUUCCUCUUUUAUCGAUCUUUCCGUUCCGCCGCUAGAAUCGGCCAAGCGUCGCCAUUCUUUAUAUUUGUAGUCGUUUAAGCAUACGUGUAAAUUUACUAUGCACAUAAAAAAUUUUAUGCCACGAUAACUUAAACGGAACAAAUCUAGUAAAACCCUCCCGCAAAAACAAUGUACAGAGGCUCCUCGAAGCUUGGCCGCGGUGGAGGAGGCGGACGUGGGGGCAGAGGCCCUCGGAAUCGUUCUUCAUUCCCUCCGGCGCCGCCACACCGCCCUUCUUCCGCCACCCAAUCAGGUAGGCUUUCCCUUGGCUCCGCCCCUCGUAACCGCCCCGGUAUUGGGGGCGGUUCAGGACCCGCACCGUCUGUUGAAGAGAGCUUUUCGCUUGUUUCUGGGAACAAUCCGUUGGCUUUCGCGAUGAUUAUAAGGUUGGCGCCAGAUUUGGUGGAGGAGAUCAGGCGGCUCGAGGCUCAAGGAAAGACUGCCAGGAUUAAAUUUGAUUCAAUUCCAACUCACCCUACUGGGAAUGUAAUUGAUGUUGGCGGUAAGGAGUUUAGGUUUACAUGGUCACGGGAAUUUGGUGAUCUGUGUGAUAUAUAUGAAGAACGUCAAAUGGGGGAAGAUGGAAAUUGUUUGCUUGUUGAAUCUGGGUGUGCAUGGCGCAAAUUGAAUGUUCAACGUGUCUUGGAUGAAUCAAUCACGAAUCAAGUUAAGAUGCGGUCAGAGGAAGCUGAACGCAUGCAUAAAUCACGCAAAGCCAUUAUAUUAGACCAUGGAAACCCAUCUAUGAAGAAUCAAAUCAAGCAACUAGUUGCUGCUGAGGCUAGUCCAUGGAAGUCCCAUUUUAAAAAGAAGGAAAUUGCUUUUAAGAAGCGUAAAGUUGACACACCUCAAGCUGCAGUUGUAGCCCCUACAAAAUCUAGCUUUAAAUCUGGAUUAAUUUCGGCUGCUACUGCAAAGGGAAGACGCUCAUCUUCACCUUUACCAUCUCCGCCUGAGCGCUCUGGUGCUGCAGCUUCCCCAGUUGGAAUUGGAAAUACCACCAAGACUCAUACAAGCAGUGAGGAUGCUAUUCCUCUGCAGGUGAAAAGCAAAGAAAACAUUUCCAGCUCUGAGAAAGAAAUACUAACCAGGGCUACUAGUGUAGUACGUGAGAUGCAAGAGCGUAGGGGAAAUUUUGGACCUAAACCAACAGACUUGCAGAGUCUUCUGAUCAGUCUACUGAAGGAGAAUCCCAAGGGGAUGAGUUUAAAGGCCUUGGAGAAAGUUGUUGGUGAUACAAUACCAAACUCUGCACGGCAGAUUGAGCCUGCUUUAAAAAAAAUUGCAACUUUCCACGCUCCAGGAAGGUAUUUCUUGAAACCAGGAGUGGAGUUGGAAAGCUCAAAAAAAUCUUUGUCUGAAAGUGGAAGUUCAUCUGAAGAUAAUCAACAUGAGGCUCCAGCUCCCGAAGAAAACCAAGAUCAGAUACCUGCUCCAGCUUCAUUAUCAAUGGAGAAUGUUACUCAUAAUGAGAUGGAGGAACAGACUCAUUUAGACCCUAAACUUAUGGAAGAGUCAAAAGCGUUGGAACAGAUUGACAUCCAACAGCAUUCACCUGAUUUGGGUGGCGAGAGAAAAGCUUCUGAUAAUAGCGAGGGGCCAGUAAAUAGUGCUAGUGACAGUGGCAGUGAUAGUGAUAGCGACAGUGACAGCAGUGAUAGUGGAAGUGACAGUGGAAGCCACAGCAGGAGUGCAAGCCCGGCAGCAAGUGGUAGUGGUAGUAGCAGUGAUAGUGAAAGUGAUGCUUCUUCCAACAGCAAGGAAGGGUCUGAUGAGGAUGUAGAUAUAAUGACAAGCGACGAUGACAAAGAGACAAAGUGGGAUAUGCCAUCUGAACCAGGAUUUUUUACUUCACCUGUACCAUGGCAAGCAGAACAUAACACGUCUCUGCAGAACGGAAUGGAUGAGAAUCAAGAUGAUGAUCGACCUGAUGCAGUCGAUAUUGAAGGUAAUGUAUCUGAUACUGGUGAUGCCGAGGGUCAUGGAUUAGAUGCUGUUGAGAUUGAAAAAGACUUGCCUGAAGAUGACCAGGAAACUGGAAUGGCUGCAAAUGCAAACAAAGAAUGUGAGAAACACGAGGAAGGAACAAAACCUUCUUCAUCUGAGUAUGAUGAAUUCCAGGAGCGCCAAAAUUUCAUAGGAAAUUUGUUUAAUGACACAGAAAACAUCAUUAAGAAUUACUCCAGGAAUGAAAAAUCCGAUUACCCUGUGAAAAGCAAAGGUAAAUCUAAAAGGGGAUCUGAUUCGAAGCACAUUGAUGGGAAACCUGAGCGAUCUAAAAGAUUGAAGUCUGAAAGCAUGUCUCAACCACCUGUUUCUGGGAGUGGAGAUGCUUACCAAAGCUCAAAUAAAGGUGACAAGGAGCAUGCCGACUCCCAAAAGGGGUACAAUCAGGUGUUUCCCAGGAAAUCUAGUAAAGAUUUUCAUCAAUCAGGUCGUAAGUCAUCUGAUCCAGGUGCUCAGACUAAAGCUUUUAAUACAGCUGAAAGGCAUUUGAAACAUUCUGAUAGAUCAGAGCAUGGUAGCAAGUUCACCGAGAAAAAUGUGACUCAAAAUGAUAACCCUUCUAGGGACACCCAAAAUGAGGAUGGUUUAAUGAAGGAAAAAAAUCCACUGACAAAUCCUAAAGGUGACGCUGGAGGUAUAAAUGUUGUGCCUUCUGAUUUCCACUACAGGAAACAUGGUGAAACAGUUGUAAAGUUCAAGGAUGCUGGACAAAUUUCUGGCUCAUAUAUUAAUUCUUCCCCUAAGGAUAAUAGCAGGGUUAGCGAAGAUAGAUAUCCAGCUAAUGGUAAAAGCAACAUUCUCCAACGAGAGCUUUCGAACUUGGAGUUAGGUGAGAUUCGUGAGCCAGUGAUUGAGGAAACUCCUACAAAGAAGCAAUUUGAGAGGAAAGGUUCCUUUAAACAGUCAGGUAGUCGACCAAGCGCAUCAGAGAAUUCUAAUCCUGAUCUAGGUAGGGGAAAACCUAUUGAGAAGACAAAUUGGAAUUCAGGAAAAACGUCUUCACCUAAUGUAAGUGGGCUUAAAAGAACACCAGAACAUCUUGUUGAUGAUUUAUCUAGAUCGCAUCAUAGGGAUGUUCAGUCUCAGCAGCAGCAGCUCACAAGAUUUGACUUUCCAGAAGUUGUGUCCCAGUUGAACAAAUUGGCUGAUAAUAGUAAAACCAAGCAAACAGAUACUGGUGCAAAAAUAGGAGUUGGCCUGGAGUAUUACAGUGAAAGCCAAAAGAAAGCACCAGCUUGUGCCCCACAACAGAAGGAAUCUAAGCGAGGUUCAGUGUCCCAGUUCAUAAAGGGAAGUAAAAUACCAACAUCAAAUAAAUUGGCGGAUAUGACUGAUACGCGCAAGGAUGUGGUUCAGAAAGAGGGCAAUGUAAAUGGUCAAAAUAAAAGAGGAUCUUCUUCAGAUGAACACUAUUUGCCUUAUUUUAAGUAUGAAAAAGAUGAACCAGAGCGCAGAGGACCCAUUAAGGAUUCAUCUCAGUAUGAAGAGUAUGUUAAUGAAUUUCGUGAAAAAUAUCAAUCUUACAAGGACUUGGACAAGGUCCUACAGACAUACAGGAAUGAAUUUGAAAAACUGGGUAAGGACCUUGAAUAUUCGAAAGGUAGGGACAAGGAAAAGUAUUACAAGACGUUGGACCAAUUGAUGGAGUCUUAUCACCAAUGUGGAACGAGACAUAAAAGACUGAAGAAAAUAUUUGUUGUUCUUCAUCAAGAAUUGAAGAACCUUAAGCAGAGGCUCGUAGAGUACGCCGAGUCACACUGAAGAGUGAAGAGAUUGAUAGUGAAUUAUUCCAAACCGUUCUCCAUUGCCAAGCUGCAAUCGGCAUAAAUCUCUCUCCUUUGCCAGACUGUGACGUGUUGCGACGCCUCUUCAAGAAUGGAGCUUUUGUAAAUGGUUAUAGUCGGUCGUUCAAAGUGAUUGGAAUCCCAUGGCCCUUGAAGGAUGUGCAAAUAGGCUGAACCCGAAUUGGGCGUGUAAGAUGUGUAGAAUUUUGGCUUUUGGGCCCCAAUUUUGAUCUGGAGUUUUUUGUUUAAUCUUGCUUGCUUGCGACCAACAAUUUGUUUCAACGUG
Hibiscus syriacus is the source of this 4155-nucleotide messenger RNA. RefSeq names its product dentin sialophosphoprotein-like. The record is from RefSeq and is a predicted model, not a curated record. The coding region runs from base 208 to 3846 and encodes 1212 amino acids. NCBI's taxonomy places the organism in Eukaryota, Viridiplantae, Streptophyta, Magnoliopsida, Malvales, Malvaceae. The transcript is spliced from 12 exons.